GGCAGCUCUCCUUUGGCCCCGUUCGAGGCGUCCCUCUUCACCGCUCUUCUACCUCGCGCAGCAUGUCGGGCCGCGGCAAGACCGGCGGCAAGGCCCGCGCCAAGGCCAAAUCGCGCUCGUCGCGCGCCGGCCUCCAGUUCCCAGUGGGCCGCGUGCACCGGCUGCUGCGGAAGGGCCACUACGCCGAGCGGGUGGGCGCCGGCGCGCCGGUGUACUUGGCGGCGGUGCUCGAGUACCUCACCGCGGAGAUCCUGGAGCUGGCGGGCAACGCGGCCCGCGACAACAAGAAGACGCGGAUCAUCCCCCGCCACCUGCAGCUGGCCAUCCGCAACGACGAAGAGCUCAACAAGCUGCUGGGCGGCGUGACGAUCGCCCAGGGAGGCGUCCUGCCCAACAUCCAGGCCGUGCUGCUGCCCAAGAAGACCAGCGCCACCGUGGGGCCGAAGGCGCCCGCGGGCGGCAAGAAGGCCACCCAGGCCUCUCAGGAGUAUUGAGGGGCGCCCGCGCCGCAGCCGGCCCCCCAUGCCAUCACAAAGGCCCUUUUAAGGGCCACCACCGCCCUCACGGAAAGAGCUGAGCCACGUCGGGCUCAGGGCGG
Molecule: messenger RNA, 598 nt
Organism: Odobenus rosmarus divergens (Pacific walrus)
Lineage: Eukaryota; Metazoa; Chordata; Mammalia; Carnivora; Odobenidae
Product: histone H2A.x-like
Exons: 1
Coding region: 63-494 (143 amino acids)
Biological process (GO): DNA damage response
Cellular component (GO): nucleosome
Molecular function (GO): protein heterodimerization activity; DNA binding; structural constituent of chromatin
Source: RefSeq, a predicted model, not a curated record